This is a messenger RNA of Adineta ricciae, 1572 nucleotides long. Lineage: Eukaryota; Metazoa; Rotifera; Eurotatoria; Adinetida; Adinetidae. The record is from the annotation of a GenBank genome assembly.
AUGUCUGCUGCACUUUCCGAAAUCGGUGGUGAUAAACAAACUGUUGAAAAUGCGUUGAGUACGAUACACAGUCGAUUGAAAUGUUAUACAAAUGAUCAAAUAACAAUUCUUGACGAUCUUAUGUCGACUAUCGAAGCAUUUUACAAAACAGAAAAGCACACACAUGAGAAAAUGCAAGGGAGUUUACAAAAGUCACUUGAACAUGCUCAAAGUCUUUCCUAUCUUGGAUCGAGCAUCAUCGGCUCUAGUUGGACGACGGCAGUUAAAGAACUAAUGGAACAUUAUUCCCAACGAGAAGCUGUCUAUCCUGUACUUAGACAAGUAAUCUGUGAAAAUCUGAAGAAAGUCAGAGCAGAGAAAGUCGACGAACACGGGAAGGUCUUAUUGUACGAUGAAGAAAUCAUCAAAGAAAUGGGAGAUGUCGAACGUCGAACAUUGAAAAGUAAACGGGCGUACGAUGAAGCAUGUGAACGUGUUCGACAACAUUUGAAUCCUGUGAAGGAAAAAGAAAGCGGAAUAAAAAAGUUGCAAUCCAAAUUAUUACCUAAAAAUGAAUUAGAAAAACUAGAAAAUGCGGUUAUAGACACACGCAAUAUGUACAUUCUACAUGUUUGCGAAAUGAACUACGCAUUGAAAUUUUACAUCGAGCAAUUUAUUGUCGAUCUUGAUAGAUUACUCGUCUGCGAUCUGUUUCAACAAAUUGAUAAAAUUUUGCAAGAUCUUGUUUAUAGCGAAUACGAACGUCUACGUGAUACACUUCAACGUGCUGUUCGUGCUGCUGUCGGGGAUGGCGACGAACAGAAACGACGUUUAUUACCUAAAACAUUCCAAACUUAUCCUUUAGUUCUUCAAUCUGACCAUAACGAUCAGAUCAAUACAGACGAAAAACAUUUAACACCACUUUCGACAAGCUAUGCCUCGGCUACGAAUGAUAUUCGUGAAGCUGAUCAACAAAUACAACUUGCUUUAGAAAGCUCGGCUUUGAACGCUCAACAGUAUAAAGACUCAAGAAUGGAUUCGAGUAAAAUUCGACUUAAACGAUUAGAGAUGCGAAAGUCAAUUGCAAUGUUCGUUGUUGAAACAUUAGAAACUCUGGCGCCGAAUAUAAAAUCCACACCGGUAGCAGUCCGUACUACAACGAAAUUUAUCAAUGGUUUGAAACCUUUCAUAUCCAGUCGAAAAGAAUCUAACAUUACUAACCAAUCGACUGACCCAGCACCUUCAUCUCCAGUUUCGGCUGACUCUGAUACUUCACAUCCACGAUCGGGUUCGACAUCGAUGUUUCCAUGUCAAGCAGUCGUUUUAUACGAUUUCGAAGGAACAAAUAACGAUGAAAUGACUGUACGAAAAGAUGAAAAGAUAUUCAUUGAAUCGAAACCCGACUAUGAAGGUUGGCUAAUUGCCAGGGGACGUGAUCGAUCUGGACUCGUACCGGAAGCAUACGUUCAAUUAUUAACACCCAUGGGUGUUCCUGCAGAACCAGUCACAAUGAAAACCUCGGUAACAAAUGUAUCUAUGACAGCAACACAUUCCACUCGUGAUGACGAAGCUGACUAUUUUUCUGACGAUUGA